Messenger RNA from Penicillium cataractarum, 1923 nucleotides. Its product is annotated as putative GTP binding protein (GTPBP1). The coding region runs from base 1 to 1923 and encodes 640 amino acids. The record is from RefSeq and is a predicted model, not a curated record. The transcript has 3 exons. Gene Ontology annotation, molecular function: GTP binding; GTPase activity; translation elongation factor activity. Lineage: Eukaryota; Fungi; Ascomycota; Eurotiomycetes; Eurotiales; Aspergillaceae. Gene Ontology annotation, biological process: translational elongation.
AUGCCCCAGCUGAAACCGAAAACCAACGCCGAGGAGAGAAAGCGAGGCGAGAUCGCCCUCAGCGAGUUCGCCGAGUACGCUGAACAGCAGCAAGCGCAUCGUUCGGCCGUGCCGGUCCCGCCUAGCGACAGCGGAUAUGAGACCGGUAGCGUGUCGCGCGAUGUCGAGGACCAUGCUGAGCUCGAGAUCCUCGACCAGCUUGGUCUCUCCGAUGAACCCCGCACUGUCAAGCUGAAGGAGCUCCUCCUCGGAACGGGGGACUCGACAACUGAGGAUAGUCUGCAGGUACUUGCCGCAACGAUACAAACCCGAAUAGACGAAGGCCAUGGAGAGACAAUAUUCGACCUCGGACUUGAAGAUGGCGGCGAUUCGAUGGGCUUUGACCUUGCGCAAUGGGAGACGGCGCUUCAGCGUUUGCGUGAAGCCGCUGAGACGAUCCCCGCCCACUGCCGAAUAUUGCUCACAUACAAUGUUGGUGGUGCUCAGGAAUGUGCAGUGAAAAAUGACCGCUUCAAGGGUGCAUGGGGCAAAGUCUUGAUUCGCCAGGUCGCAACCAAUAUCGAGGAGGUAGGCGAACUCCGCAUUGCGGUCGUAGGCAACGUCGACGCAGGGAAGAGUACCAUGCUUGGUGUGCUGGUAAAAGGCACGCUGGACGAUGGUCGUGGCCGUGCACGAGUGAACCUCUUCCGUCACAAGCACGAGAUUGAGAGUGGGCGAACCAGCUCCGUUGGCAUGGAGAUCAUGGGCUUUGAUAGCCACGGCGAAGUCGUGGGCCAUACCCAAGGCCGGAAACUGUCUUGGGAAGAGAUUGGAAAGCGCUCUGCAAAGGUCAUCUCCUUCUCUGACUUGGCUGGCCACGAGCGAUACCUGCGCACUACAGUCUUUGGCAUGCUGAGCAGCAGCCCCAACUACUGUUUGCUUAUGGUCGCCGCCAACAAUGGCUUGAUUGGCAUGAGCCGGGAGCACUUGGGAAUUGCUCUAGCUUUGAACGUCCCUGUCAUGGUUAUUGUUACUAAAAUCGACAUUUGCCCGCCGCAAAUUCUCCAGGAGACCCUGUCUCAACUGUCGAAGAUUCUGAAGUCGCCAGGUGCGCGCAAGAUUCCCAUCUUCGUCAAAGAUAUGGAAGAAACUAUCAAUACAGCAACCCAAUUCGUCAGCCAGCGCAUUUGCCCCAUCUUCCAGGUCUCCAAUGUUACCGGCGAGAAUCUGGAGCUUGUUCGAACAUUCUUGAAUAUCCUCCCCCACCGAGGCCACUACGACCAGGAAGCUCCAUUCGAGUUCCUUAUCAACGACACUUUCUCAGUGCCCCACGUAGGUACAGUUGUGUCGGGUGUGGUUAAGUCCGGUGUGAUUCACGCAGGUGACUCGGUCGUUGUUGGACCCGACUCUCUCGGCCAAUUCACCACUACUACAAUCAAGUCUAUCGAGCGCAAGCGAAUACAAGUCAACGCCUGCUUUGCAGGUCAGUCUGGCUCGUUUGCUCUUAAACGUGUUCGCCGCAAGGAAGUUCGCAAGGGUAUGGUGGUACUCAAGAAGAUGGAGAAUCCUCCCAAAGUGUACCGCGAAUUCGUGGCCGAGGUUCUGAUUUUGUCUCACGCAACCACCAUCAAGCCCAAGUACCAGGCUAUGUUGCACGUUGGAGCGGUAAGCCAAACUUGUGCAGUGAUCGACAUCGACCGCCCCUUCAUCAGGACAGGCGACCGCGCCCUCGUGGCGUUCCGCUUCAUCCAAAGGCCCGAGUUCCUGGCCCCAGGCGAUCGUGUCCUGUUCCGGGAGGGUAAGACAAAAGGUCUGGGCAUUGUGAAGAGCAUUGGCUAUGACCCCAACCAUCCUUUGAAUCCCAACGCAGCGAAACCAGAGAGCGAGGGUGACUUGGAGAAGGGGAAAGAGGAAACAAAAGAGAAAGCUGAUAUAACGGCGUAA